This is a messenger RNA of Ilyonectria robusta, 2103 nucleotides long. Its product is annotated as pyridoxal phosphate-dependent transferase. Gene Ontology annotation, molecular function: carboxy-lyase activity; pyridoxal phosphate binding. Bases 466 to 1962 code for a protein of 498 amino acids. The record is from RefSeq and is a predicted model, not a curated record. The transcript has 2 exons. Lineage: Eukaryota; Fungi; Ascomycota; Sordariomycetes; Hypocreales; Nectriaceae. Gene Ontology annotation, biological process: amino acid metabolic process.
UCUUAAUUCGUUGAUUGAUUACGAUGGCUUCGUUGACCGCUGAACUUCCGCCCUUCUAGACCGAUGAAACCCUGGUUCCGCGUUGAGGCUCUCACGAUGUCAGUCUAUUGCGCCCCCACCAAAGAGGCUUGCGUCUACAUGCUUCUGCGCCCUUUGACGACCGACGACGGGGGUACGCGUGUCAGAUAGGACUCACAGAAGUGAGGCUCGGAAUUAGACGUAGCCAAGUUGCAUUUGUUCGACCGCCAGUCGUCUCGCCACAGUGUUGUAGGAAGCCAUCCGCGGACAACCGCCACCAAGACCCGCUCCGAGUGUGGGGAUUUUGGGUCCAAAGAGGGAGGUGGCAUGGAUUUCAGACUAAAUAUAAAGAGGCGCCACGCUUCCAACGGUUGCUUCCGGGCAGCCUCUUGAACUCGACAAGGCAUUGAGACGAAGAGAAACGCGAACGCGCCAUUACACAACACGAUGGACUCCCAAGAGUUUCGCGAGGCGGCCAAGGCGGCCAUUGACGAGAUCACUGAAUACUACGACAAUGUCGCCUCUCACCGCGUCGUCGCCGACGUCAAGCCGGGCUACCUGCGUCCGCUACUCCCCGCGUCAGCGCCGCUCGACCCGGAGCCGUGGUCGGCCAUCCACGCCGACGUGCAGUCCAAGAUCCUGCCGGGCAUCACGCACUGGGCCAGCCCGCGCUUCAUGGCCUUCUUCCCGUGCUCCGGCAGCUACCCGGCGGCGCUGGCCGAGAUGUACUCCAACACCUUCAACGGCGCCCACUUCAACUGGAUCUGCAGCCCGGCCGUCACGGAGCUGGAGACGGUCGUCAUGGACUGGCUCGCCCAGGCGCUGGCGCUGCCCGAGUGCUACCUGAGCGGCGGCAGCACGCACGGCGGAGGCGUCAUCCACGGCAGCGCGAGCGAGGCCAUCCUGACCGUCAUGUGCGCCGCACGCGACAAGUACCUCAACGCCGUGACGGCCGACCUGGCCCUCGACAGCGAGGAGCGCGAGGAGGCCCUCUGGAAGCACCGCAGCAAGCUCGUCGCCAUGGGGAGCGCGGGCGCGCACUCGAGCACCAAGAAGGCGGCGCAGGUCCUCGGCGUCCGCUUCGUCACGAUCCCCAUCUCCGAGGAGGCCAGCUUCUCCAUGACGGGCGCCGCCGUGGCCCAGACCGUCGCCGACCUGCGCGCUCGCGGCCUCGAGCCCUUCUACCUCACCGCCAGCCUCGGCACCACCGACGUGGCCGCCGUCGACGACUUCGCCGGCAUCGCCGAGGCCCUCACGCCCACGGCCGGCACUGCUCACGAUAUCUGGGUGCACGUCGACGCGGCCUACGCCGGCUCCGCGCUGCUCCUCGAGGAGAACCAGCCCCUGACGACGCCGCUCGCGCACUUCCACUCGUUCAACUUCAACCCGCACAAGUGGAUGCUCACCACCUUCGACUGCUCGGCCGUGUGGGUGCGCAGCCGCGCCUGGCUGAUCGAGGCCCUGAGCAUCAAGCCGCACUAUCUGCGCAACGAGUACAGCGACAACGAGCUGGUGACGGACUACCGCGACUGGCAGAUCCCGCUGGGCCGCCGCUUCCGCUCGCUCAAGCUGUGGUUCGUCCUGCGCAGCUACGGCAUCCGCGGCCUGCAGGCGCACAUCCGCAGCGGCGUCGCCCUGGGCGAGAGCCUCGAGGCCAAGCUGGUGAGCCGGCCGGACCUGUUCUCCAUCUUCACGCCGGCGCGCUUCGGCCUCGUCACGCUGCGGGUGGCCGGCGCCGACGAGGCCGAGAUCAACGCCCGCACCGAGCGCGUGUACGAGGGCAUCAACGCCGCGGGCGAGUUCUACCUGACCAGCACCAUGGUCAACGGCAAGUUUGCCAUCCGCGUGUGUACGGGCGUGGAGCGUGUCGCCGAGGAGCAUGUCCAACGCCUGUUUGAUGUGCUAGUGGAACGAGCCGGUGUUGAGGUGGACAAGAAGGCUUGAGUGCGAAGAACAUGAUGGAAAAGACUGUUCAAGGUUGACUAGACCCUACAACAUGGCAAGGAGUUCAUAGACGCUCACUGGGGCUGGGUCGGUUGAGAUACCUCGCCCCAAAGCGAUUCGAAUUAAAUACCAAAUAUCGUU